AAGGAGGAGGAGCCCCAGCAGCUCCACCCACUGCAUUGUGACAACGAAGCUUCGGAUAAUACUAAUGCCAGUACUGUACCUGAAUUGUCUUCUAAUAACAAACCAAGCAAGAUGGCAGCUGAAGGUGCAGUGAUUUGUGGAGACAAAAGUACCACAAACCCUGACAUUUCUCCACCUCAACAGCCCCCAGCAGAAAAUGGUGUUAAAUCAGGGCUGCCUGUAAGUAAAGGGGGGAGCCAUCCAGAACGCAGCAGAAAGCCCCAUACGGAACAGGUACAGGGAAGUGACCCCUCUAACCCUGUUAUAAUCUGCAGCAUGGCAAACAGCACGGCACCUAAAUAUUUAUCCAACACUCUCAAACCCAAUCUGACUUCUCGUAAGAAACGAAGCCAAUCAGAGUGCGGUAUUAAAACACUUCCAGAACAGAUACGAGCCACGGGCGCACCUACGUCUACCCCAGGACGCAGCCUGAACUCCGCAUUUCCGCUGAAUUAUACUUCAAGGGCUAUAAAAGAGGAACCGAUUUCGUGGCAAGGCAGAAGCCAUUCAGGUCGCAGCGUUAAUCCUCUGGCAGAACAGAUAGAGAAGGCAAACACAUUUGCGCCCAUCAUGGGGUACAGCUUUAAGAACAGCUUGGCAGCUAAUUAUUACUUAAAUGGGAUUAAAGAGGAAGCGAGUUCAGGAGGAAGCCAUUCGAUUUGCAGUAUUAACCCCCUUACAGAACAGAUACAGAGAAAUAAACUGGCAGCUCCCGUAAUGGGAUGCAGCCUAAACAACAGAGCGGCAGCGAACCAGUCCCACGGAUACGGUAAAAAACUGGGUGCUAACGCCACGUGUUCCCCUCCUCUCAGCACGCCCCUGUUACAGGUGAUGUACUGCUGCGCCGUAUGCCACGCACGCUUCGCCAGCUACAAAGAUCUGGUCAGCCAUCUGAUAACUCACACGGAGGAAAAGCCGAUUUCCUGCUCAAUCUGUGGGAAAAGCUUUAAGCGCCACGCAGAGUAUAUCCGCCAUCAGAAAAUUCACACGGGGGAGAAGCCGUUUAUCUGCUCCGAGUGUGGCAAAUGCUUCAAGCAGCGCUCGGAACUGAAUCUGCACCGAAGGACACACACGGGAGAGAAGCCGUUCUCCUGUUCCGAGUGCGGGAAAUGUUUUAAGCGGCGCUCGAUCGUGGUGGAACAUCAGAGGAUUCACACGGGGGAGAAACCGUUCACUUGCUCGGAGUGCGGCAAAUGUUUCACACAGCGCUCGCACCUUAUUGUGCACCGAAGAACUCACACGGGGAAGAAGCCGUUCUCUUGUUCUGUGUGUGGGAAAUGUUUUACGCGACACUCGCAACUCAUUCUGCAUCUCAGAACCCAUACGGGAGAAUAAAAGGAGAGUGAAUGUGUCACAUGUUAUGUAA
Messenger RNA from Xenopus tropicalis (tropical clawed frog), 1405 nucleotides. RefSeq names its product oocyte zinc finger protein XlCOF7.1. The coding region runs from base 112 to 1374 and encodes 420 amino acids. The transcript has 2 exons. Lineage: Eukaryota; Metazoa; Chordata; Amphibia; Anura; Pipidae. The record is from RefSeq and is a predicted model, not a curated record. Gene Ontology annotation, cellular component: nucleus.